AUGGCGGAGGAGCCCAUCGUGCCGGUGUAUUGCACCGGCGUUUCGGCGCAGGUACAGCGGCAACGGGCGAAGGCGCUGGGCUUGGGGCGACACGACAACGCGGUGCGGUACCUGGGGCAGGACUACGGGCGUUUGGUGGAGGAAUGUCGUCGUUCCGGCACCUUCUUCGCGACCCAAACCUUCCCGCCGGCUCCGGCAUCCCUCGGCUUCCGCGAGCUGGGACCCGGCACCGCCAAAACCCACGGCGUCCAGUGGAAGAGGCCAACGGUGAGACGCGGCCGCCCGCAGUUCAUCGUGGACGGGGCCACCCGCACCGACAUCUGCCAGGGAGCGCUGGGUGACUGCUGGCUGCUGGCGGCCAUUGCGUCCCUGACCCUCAACGAGACCCUCCUGCACCGCGUGGUGCCGCACGGGCAGAGCUUCCAGCACGGCUACGCCGGCAUCUUCCACUUCCAGAUCUGGCAGUUCGGCGAGUGGCUGGACGUGGUGGUGGACGACUACCUGCCCACCAAGGACGGGAAGCUGCUCUUCGUCCACUCCGCCGAGGGCACUGAGUUCUGGAGCGCCCUGUUGGAGAAAGCCUACGCCAAGGUGAACGGCUGCUACGAGGCGCUGUCGGGCGGCAGCACCUCGGAGGGUUUCGAGGACUUCACCGGCGGCGUGACCGAGUGGUACGACCUGCGCAAGCCCCCCGCCGACCUCUACCAGAUCAUCCUCAAGGCGCUGGAGCGCGGCUCCCUGCUCGGCUGCUCCAUCGACAUCACGAGCGCCUUUGACAUGGAGGCGGUGACGUUCAAGAAGCUGGUGAAGGGCCACGCGUACUCGGUGACGGGGGCCAAGCAGAUCAGCUACCGCGGGCAGGCGCUGGGCCUGAUCCGGAUGCGCAAUCCCUGGGGUGAAGUGGAGUGGACGGGCCCUUGGAGCGACAACUCGGCCGAGUGGAACGCGGUGGAGCCGGUGCUGCGGCAGCAGCUGAUGGUCCGGAUGGAGGACGGUGAAUUUUGGAUGUCCUUCCGCGAUUUCCUACGGGAAUUCACCCGCCUGGAGAUCUGUAACCUCACGCCCGACGCUCUCCUCCACAAAUUCCGCAAGUGGAACACGCGGCUCUACGACGGCACGUGGCGGCGCGGCAGCACGGCCGGCGGUUGCCGGAACUACCCCGCCACUUUUUGGAUCAACCCGCAAUUUAAAAUCCAGCUGGAGGAGGUGGACGACGAGCGGGAUGGGGACGGCGGGCGCGAGCCCGGCUGCAGUUUCCUGCUGGCGUUGAUGCAGAAACACCGGGUCUGGGGUCCCAUUUGGGGGGUGUAG
This is a messenger RNA of Falco peregrinus (peregrine falcon), 1311 nucleotides long. It is a transcript of the gene CAPN1, whose product is annotated as calpain 1. Gene Ontology annotation, biological process: proteolysis. The record is from RefSeq and is a predicted model, not a curated record. Lineage: Eukaryota; Metazoa; Chordata; Aves; Falconiformes; Falconidae. Gene Ontology annotation, molecular function: calcium-dependent cysteine-type endopeptidase activity. Gene Ontology annotation, cellular component: cytoplasm.